ACAAAAUAUUCCAGGGGAAAAAGGUUAUUUUGGAGAUGAAAAAUUGAAAAAUUCCAUUCAAGUUCGAAAGAUUUUUUCUAUAUUUAAGUCAUAUUAAAUUAUAAAAAAAUAUUAGAUAUCAAAUUUUAUCGAGUUAAGAUCUUAUAAAACAAUAGAUUAGCAAAAAUAAUAUUUUUUCCUUUGAAUUCUCCUUCUCUACAACAGAAUCAAGACUAUGUUAAGGAAAUUAGCAACUGGAAGCGCUCUAAUAGCUACUGGAGGUGGGCUUAUAUAUAUAAAAAAACGUGAAAAUGUAGCCAGUGCAGCCGAAACUCCAUAUCAUCAUCAACAUCAGGUAUUUAAGAGUCGAAAGGAUCAUAUUCAUGAUCUAAAGACAGGAGAAUAUGAUGUUAUUGUUGUUGGUGGUGGAGUAACGGGAGCUGGUGUUGCAUUAGAUGCUCAAACUCGUGGACUGAAGACUGCUAUUUUAGAAAAAGACGAUUUUUCAUGUGGAACUAGUAGCAGAUCAACAAAGUUGCUACACGGCGGAGUAAGGUAUUUACAAAAGGCAGUUUUUAAUUUGGAUUAUGAACAAUAUCGUAUGGUAAAAGAAGCCUUAGCAGAAAGAGCUAAUCUUAUUAAAAUAGCUCCUCAUUUGGCACAACCACUUCCUAUUAUGUUACCAGUAUACCAAUGGUGGCAACUACCAUACUUUUGGGCAGGCCUGAAGAUGUACGAUCUUGUAGCAGGUUCUCAAAGGUUAAAAAAUUCGUAUUUUAUGUGGAAAAAUCAAGCAAUUGAAAACUUUCCUAUGUUGAAAUCUGACAAACUUGUUGGAGCUUUGGUAUACUACGAUGGUCAGCACGAUGACGCCAGAAUGAAUCUGCAAAUUGUUCUCACGGCAAUGAAGUAUGGAGCAACCAUCCUAAAUCAUGCAUCUGUUAUUAAUCUUUAUAAAGGCGAAAAUGGCAAGCUUAAUGGGGCAAAAAUACGCGAUGAAGAGACAGGAGAAGAAUUUGUUGUAAAAGCGAAAUCUUUCGUUAAUGCCGCAGGGCCAUUUACGGAUUCCAUUAGGAAACUGGACAAUGAAAACAUUAGAGAAAUUUGUCAGCCAUCGCUAGGAGUGCACGUUGUAUUACCAGAUUACUAUUCUCCUGCAAAAAUGGGUCUUCUUGAUCCGGCAACAUCUGACGGACGUGUUAUUUUCUUUCUUCCAUGGCAUGGUACAACUCUUGCCGGUACCACAGAUGCACCUUGCAACCUCACUAGCGAACCUGCUCCUACAGAAGCUGACAUUGAAUUUAUUCUACGUGAAAUCAAAGAAUACCUUUCAGAUGAUAUCAAUGUCAGAAGAGGAGAUGUUCAGGCAGCUUGGGCGGGUAUUAGACCCUUAGUUCUUGAUCCUAAUGCAUCAAGUACUCAGAGCAUAGCCAGAAAUCAUAUUAUUGAAGUUUCCGAAAGCGGUCUGAUAACGAUUGCAGGCGGUAAGUGGACAACUUAUAGGCAUAUGGCCGAGGAGACCGUUGAUAGACUGGUUGAAGUUCACAACUUCUCCUCUGCUAGCAGUUGUCAGACUAGAGGUCUGAUGCUUGACGGCGCUGAUCACUGGACACCAACCUAUUUUAUUCGCUUAAUUCAAGAUUUUGGUCUUGAUCACGAGGUUGCCGUUCACUUGUCUCAUCUGUAUGGUGACAAGGCGUACAAGGUAGCUAGAAUGGCAAGUUUAACAGGAGCCAAAUGGCCAGUUGUGGGGCUUAGAUUGCAUACCCAAUAUCCAUACAUUGAAGCGGAAGUCAGAUAUGCGUGUCGUAGAGAGUACGCCUUAAGUGUAGUUGAUUAUAUUUCGAGACGAUCUCGCUUGGCUUUCAUAAAUGUUCAGGCGGCACGGGAAGCUUUACCAAAAAUCUGUGCAAUAAUGGCCGAAGAACUCGGUUGGAGUAAACAAAGAAUAAAAAUUGAACAUGAAAAUGCUUUGAAAUUUUUGAAACUCCAAAUGGGUUUGGGAAUGAAAGAAAGAUCUUUAAGGAAUAUCCCAAUCAAUUUAUCAUAUGAAGAAAUUAGAGAAAUGCAAAAGAGAUUCAAAUCUAUUGACACAAGCAACAAAGGUUUUAUUACAGUAAAUGAUCUUCGAAGGCACUUUCAUAAAAGAGGAGAGAAAAUUAGUGAAGAACAAUUGCACGAAAUAUUAGAAGAGGUUGAUUGCUCCAACAACGCUCAAAUUGAUCUUUCAGAAUUCUUACAGUUAAUGAGCGCUCUAAGAACUGGAGCAGUAUCGCAAAGCCGUUUCGCAAAAGUAGCAGAAAUUGCCGCAGAGAAAAAACCAAUUCCAGUCAACCGUAGUGGGGGUGGAGUAUAAGUCUCUCUAGAAAACAUUGGAUAAAAGUGAGAUUCGGAUUCUAAAUGGAAUCUAAUUUCAUAUAUACUUGUAUUAAAAAAAUCCACCUAUUGCAAUUAGUUUGUUGAUGACAAACUUUAGAAAAUUUUAAAUGUGUAGUGGACAGCUUCUAUUUUUUGACUUUAAUUGCCAUUUCUUCCCCCUCCCCCUCUCUCUCCCUUGUUUUAAAACAUAUAUUUGUGCAGUUUUUAGCUAAAAAAUAGUAAAUACAGGUUUGUUGUUUGGAGAAAA
Messenger RNA from Dimorphilus gyrociliatus, 2605 nucleotides. The record is from the annotation of a GenBank genome assembly. Lineage: Eukaryota; Metazoa; Annelida; Polychaeta; Dinophilidae.